AUGCCCCCUAGACGAGCACUCUCGAACGGCAGUAGCAGGCGCGAAGACGUAAAGGGUUCAUCUGUGUCCUCGGGGGAAAGCCUGUACAAGUCUGUGGCUAAUGGAAAGGCAGCGGCCUCUGAAAGGGCUCGCGAGCGCAAGCUCCGCGAUGACCCUCUCGUUACCGUGCAAAGUCCGCAGCUCGUCGUAUGCAACCGCUGCGGUGCCGCCAUCAAGCUUUCCCUCAAGAGUGCGUAUGACCCCUUCCACUGGCAACGACAUCGCGAACGCUGCCUCAAGCGCCCAGAAGCCGUCGUGCGCGAGCUCAGAGAUGCCAACGGCAAGACGCCUACCCCGGACUCAGAUUGGUCUGUGAACUUCAAGAAGCAGAUGGUGUGCCAUGCACCAAGCGGGACAAGCACGCCACCGCUCGUGUCCGAUACCGAAGAAGAAGGCGACCGUGCAAGCUCGAGCAACGAUAGCGAGGACACGCCAUCGCCCGUGACACGUCCCCGCGCGCUCCCGUCCUUCCCGCUCUUCGACCCAGAGCGGUCGGCGCUGUACGCGACUUGCGAGCUGGGUUCGCAGGCGUUUGAGCGCUGGCACAUUUUUUCUCAGCGCGCGCUCACGUACGACUCCAGCGCCGAUUCCUCGGGGGCGGACUGCCUCUCCUGGAGCCCCGAUGCCGAUGAGCACUUCGACCCGCUCUACUGGCCACCACGUAUCACCUUCCAGGAAAGCCAGCUGCGCUCAACUUCCUGA
This is a messenger RNA of Phanerochaete carnosa HHB-10118-sp, 741 nucleotides long. RefSeq lists its product as uncharacterized. The transcript is spliced from 5 exons. The record is from RefSeq and is a predicted model, not a curated record. Bases 1 to 741 code for a protein of 246 amino acids. NCBI's taxonomy places the organism in Eukaryota, Fungi, Basidiomycota, Agaricomycetes, Polyporales, Phanerochaetaceae.